Molecule: messenger RNA, 2007 nt
Organism: Penaeus monodon (black tiger shrimp)
Lineage: Eukaryota; Metazoa; Arthropoda; Malacostraca; Decapoda; Penaeidae
Product: mucin-22-like
Exons: 6
Coding region: 1-2007 (668 amino acids)
Source: RefSeq, a predicted model, not a curated record
AUGAAUGAGUCUGUGAGUAGAAAGCCAGCAGUCACAGCGGGGAAUACAGCGGAAUCAUCAUUUGCAAUACCUGUAACCUCAACAGAGAAAACAAGAGAAUCUACAACUUCAGCGGAGAAAACAAAUGCAGUAAAUACAAACUUAACAGAGAGGACAAACGAAACAACCGCAACGAAACCUACAGUAUCCACAACCACUGAACUUACAAGUUCGACAACGCUAAAACCCGAAUUAACAUCAGUAAUCGAGCUUACAGAGAGAGCAACUAAAUCAGUAGAUGAGACUGAACUUUCAACCCCUACGCAGAGGACAACUCAAUCUUCUUCAGUUUCCACAGACAGGACUAGUAAACCAUGGCCUACAACUAAAUCUACUGUCUUGACAGAAAACACGACUGAAGCAGUUACAGCUGAACCUGCAACCUCAAUAGAAGUGACGAGUAAAAGAGUUACAAAUGAACCUACAUCCUUGACUGAAACAUUAUCAACUGAAUUUUUGAUAUUGACAAAAACGGCUACUGAUUCUGCAUCUACCGCUAAACCUACAGCAUCGACAGAGAGGAUAUCUGAAUCAUCAGUUGGAACUAACGGAGUCUUUACAGAGAAUACAACUGAAACCGUUACAGCUGAACCUACAAUUUCACUAGAAACGACACGCGUAUCAGUUCCAAAGGAAUCCACAUUACCUACAGAGAGCGCAACUGAAUCGACACCUACAGUUUCAACAGAGGGGAAGACUGAAAUAGCUACAACUGGAUCUACACCUUCGUCAAAGAAGGCAGCUGAAACAACUACCAAAGAAUAUUUAACAUCGAUAGAGAGUAUAACUGAAUCAACUACUACAAUCAUAUCUAAAAUUUCGACAGAAAAAUCUACUGGAAUGACAGAACCUACAGCAUUGAUAACUGAGGCAGGUACAAGUGAAGUUAGAACUUCCACAGUGCCCACAGAAGAAUUAACAUCAACCCCUGAAUCCACACACUCGGCAGAGAGGACGACCGAAACAGCUAUGGCUGAGCUUACAAUAUCGACAGAGGAGAUAGCACCUAAAUCCACAGCCACACCUGUGACUAUAAACUCGACAGAAAGUGUAGUGGAAUCAACAGAAAGAACUGAACAGAAGGGAGCUGAAUCAACAUCCAGUGUAUCCUCAAUCUCGACAGAUAUGAUUGAAUCAACAGCUAGACCUGAACCUGCAACCUCGACAGAGAGGAUAUAUGAAUCAUCUACUAUAACUGAAACUACUUUCUUGACAGAGAGUACGACCAAAAAAAUUACAGUUAAACCUACAGCCUCACCAGAAACUACAAGUGAAGCAGUUACAAACGAACCAACAGCUUCAACGGAGAGGGUAACAGCUACAGUUAAAUCUACAAUUUCGACAGAAAGGAUGACUAAAGCUAAAAUCUCCACAGUGCUCACAGAAAAAUCAGCAGCAACACCUGAGUCUACAAUCUCGACAGAGAGGACGACUGAAACAGCUACAACUAAGUCUACAGCAUCGACCGAGAAGGCGAUUGAAUCAACAUUUACAACUAAGCCUACGAUCCUGUCUACAGCUACAAUCGAACGUGCAGCCUCACCAGAGAUAAGCAAAUCCACAGCUACUGCUGAGCUUACAAGCGCGAUAGAAAUGAUAACUGAAACAACUAAACAUGAAACCUCGGCGGUGAAAACAACCGAAUCAACGACAACAGGCGUGCCAACCAAAAUAUCAUUAUCCGCAACAUCGACGGAAGAAAUAACCGCAGAGGCAAAAGGCAAGUCAACUCCACAUAAGAUAUUAAGUAUCCACUCGAAUGCUACUCAGACUUCUGGUUUAGCUGUAUUCUUCCACGCAAAUUGUCACUUACCUUCACAGCUGGAUAACAUUAGCAAGUUGGCUGGCUGUGUGGGUGUCAACAUAUGCUAUGUGAUGGUAGUUUACUGGCACCAUGUAUUCAGUGUAGGGCUGACCAUGGCAUUGAAAGCCAACACCAUUUUUUCCAUCUGUGUGCAUGUUUUGUAG